AAACCUGCCAGAUUGUAGCCUUCUUGUACAACUAACAUUCUUCGCUUCCUUAGCACUGUACAUUCUUUUAUACUGUACAAAAAGAUGCUAUCUUUUCUUUUUUUACCCAAAAAACUGUGCUGCCCAAACCCCGUUAAUAUAAAUACAUUAAGCUACACCAAUUGGCUCAUACAUAAAUCAUAAUCUAGUUCCCAUUGCCAACUUGCAGAGCCGCUCUUUUUUUACUCCAUUUCUACAUAAGUCACAUAUGGCUGAUUCUGAACAUUCUUCUUCUGAUGAGACUUGUGUAUACUCUCAAGAGGAAAGAACUCAAACAUCGAAGGCCGAAUUUUCUGAGGAUGAAGAAGCACUAGUAAUUAGGAUGUAUAAUUUGGUUGGAGAGAGAUGGUCUCUAAUUGCUGGGAGGAUUCCUGGAAGAACAGCAGAGGAGAUCGAGAAAUACUGGAACUCCAGAUAUUCAACUAGUCAAUGAAAUUACAACAGAAAAUACAAGUUUUGGAGCUGACAAUGGCUAGCUAGCCUGCAUGUUCUGCUUCUGUUUGUCUCAAGGAACCAUUUGAUUUACAAAUUUUGUUCCUGUAACUCUACUGUGUUUUUAUGAUGCAAAGCAAAGUGUGUUGUUUUUUCUAUGUGAUUCUGUUUGGUGAUUUCUAAACUUUAAUGUUGCGUUUUAGAUCAAGUGUAUCGGUGUCCGUUUCAAUUCUCCAGUAGGGAAACCGACAAAAGAAAAGGAGGCGUCCAUUGUGAAUAUGCCCCCGUACUGUGUUUUGCUGUACACUACUCAGAUUGUCUAUGCUAUAGAGAUCGGGUAUCUUUUGAUGGUUC
Jatropha curcas is the source of this 825-nucleotide messenger RNA. RefSeq names its product MYB-like transcription factor ETC1. Gene Ontology annotation, molecular function: transcription cis-regulatory region binding. Gene Ontology annotation, biological process: regulation of DNA-templated transcription; cell differentiation. The record is from RefSeq and is a predicted model, not a curated record. Lineage: Eukaryota; Viridiplantae; Streptophyta; Magnoliopsida; Malpighiales; Euphorbiaceae. Gene Ontology annotation, cellular component: nucleus.